UGUUUCAGCGCGCGGGAGUACAGAAGGAAGCUGUUGUGUGUUGCUGUCAACAACUUGAACUUGCAUUUUAUCAACUGAACACUUUUUGCGACAAAAUGUGGAACCAGGGAUACACUGAGACGAGUAUGGCAGGGGGUUACACUCAAUCUCCAGGGGGAGGAUUUGCUUCACCCGCCUUGUCCCAAAUGGAGAAGAAAGGGCAAAGAACGAGGGCAACUCAGAUAAUCCCAUGCACGGUGUCUCAGCUGAUGUCAGCAGUACACUCUGAUGAGACUUUCAAAGUGGGAGAUGUGGAGGUUUCUCAGGUCACAAUUGUCGGAAUAAUCAGAACGACAGACAAGUCCAUGACCAACAUCCAGUACAAAGUGGAUGACAUGACGUGUGCUCCCAUGGAUGUGAAGCUUUGGGUGGACAUGGAGGACUCUAACUUCGACAGUAAUGUCCUGCCUCCUGGCACUUACGUCAAAGUCUCCGGCAACCUGCGGUCGUUUCAGAAUCACCGUUCCGUGGUGGCAUUCAGCGUUCGUCCUCUUGAAGACAUGAAUGAAAUCACCUCUCAUAUGUUGGAGGUGGUCCAGGCGCACAUGGCUCUCAGCAAACCGCAGACCAUGACUUCGGCCGGAGGAGGGAUGAGCAGCAGCAGCAGCAUGAUGACACGGCCUGGGAUGGACCGAGGCUACUCGGGUGCCAGCGACAUGACAAACAAUGGCUUGAGCGCAAAUCAGAACCAGGUGCUGAGUUUGAUACGUGGCUGUCCGGAGGCUCGGGGGAUCAGCGUCCAGGAGCUGAAGCAACGGCUCAGUGGAAUGAGUCUGGCUGUCAUCAAACAAGCUGUGGAGUUUCUGAGUAACGAAGGUCACAUCUUCUCCACCAUCGACGAAGACCACUUCAAGUCCACAGACAGCGACGAUUAGCCGCAUUUCUUUAUUGAGAACCGAGUCUCCAUCUGCAACAAGCACUAAAAUCUUUGUUGAACUUCUCGUAAAAUAUAUUAUUUUCCCACUCUGGUGCAAACAAUAUCAUCACCAACUUCUGUUUCCGUCUACGACGUCAAGUCUUUUUACUCACAAAGUGUGAGCUUUGACUCUGUAAUAAACCGAAAACAC
Molecule: messenger RNA, 1106 nt
Organism: Synchiropus splendidus (mandarinfish)
Lineage: Eukaryota; Metazoa; Chordata; Actinopteri; Syngnathiformes; Callionymidae
Gene: rpa2
Product: replication protein A2
Exons: 9
Coding region: 96-914 (272 amino acids)
Biological process (GO): double-strand break repair via homologous recombination; nucleotide-excision repair; DNA replication
Cellular component (GO): chromosome, telomeric region; site of double-strand break; nucleus
Molecular function (GO): DNA binding
Source: RefSeq, a predicted model, not a curated record